AUGAUGGCGGAAUCUAAGUCUGACUUUCCUCCAACCCCAUCGUGGUUCGAUCGCUUCUGUCUUGCUCAAAGACAAAAUGAUCCUAAAUCCCAUUCGGCAUGGCAAAAGAACAGCAUUGUCGUGAUAAUCACCCUUUCAGCAUUCACGGCACCCUUCGCCUCCUGCAUCCUGUUCCCAUCUUUCACCACCCUAGUCGAUCAUUUCCACACCACAGAGCCAAAAGUAGCUCUGACCACAACCGUCUUUCUGAUAGGUCUAGCCAUUGCACCAUUAUGGUGGAGUUCAUUGAGCCAGGAAUACGGGCGUCGACCAGUGCUGGUUUUCAGCUUCUUCAUUUCGGCCAUUGCUGUCGUUAUCUGCGCUGUGUCAAAUUCGUUGCCGCUCAUCACAGUCUUCCGACUAAUUGAGGCCCUCGGCUGCUCAUCGGCUCAAAGCGUCGGUGCUGGCGUCAUCGGCGAUAUCUAUCUCCCCGUCGAGCGCGGAUCUGCUCUAGGAUGGUUCUAUCUUGGAACUCUGAUCGGGCCUCUCGUUGCUCCGAUUCUAGGAGGCGCUCUUCAGAUAUGGCUUGGCUGGCGGGCAAACUUGUACUUUAUGGCUAUCUUUACCUUUGCCAUGGCGAUACUCAUCUUGCUGGCGUUGCCUGAAACUCUGGUGAAAGUAAACGCUGAAGGAAGUACCAAGUCGUCGCUAUUUUGGCUUCAAAAACUCCAACGCGAUGCUGCUGCCCCUUUGCCCAAGCUCAAACUCCUGCUCGUUCCCUCCAUCGCCCUCUCCGUGGCAUAUGUCAGCAUCUGCUUUGCAAGUCUGUAUUGCUUCAAUACCACACUCCCAUAUGCAUACUCCGCGCCUCCUUACAGCUUCUCUUCUAUCGAAGUUGGAUUAUGCUACAUCAGCAACUGCCUCGGAUAUGCAAUCGGUAGCGUUGCAGGUGGUCGACUCAGCGAUGCCAAGUUGCGCAAAUACCAGCUUACCCAUGAUGGAGAGAUCAAUCCCGUUGAAAGACUCAAGACUGUAUGGUAUGGUGUUGGUUUUGUUCCGGUUGGCUUGGUACUCUACGGCUGGUUGGUCGAAAAACAAGUUUUCUGGUUUGCGCCCUUGGUGGGAGCUUUCCUCUUUGGACUGGGACUCAUGCUUAUCACAUCGACAAUUAUGCCUUUCCUUGUGGAUGUUAAGCCUGGAGUCGGUGCUUCUGUUGUGGCCGAUUUGAAUUUGGUACGUAAUAUCCUAGCUGCUAUUGGUACUGUUAUCUCGCCUGUUGCAGUAGCGAGCAUUGGGUUUGGAUGGUGGAUGACUAUUCUAGCAAUUUUGUGUUCUUUGGGGGUUUUGUGUAUGGUGAUUGUUGUUUGGAGAGAGGCGGUGCAACAGAAAGAGCCCUCUGGAGAGGCAUCGGUGUAG
Molecule: messenger RNA, 1395 nt
Organism: Penicillium soppii
Lineage: Eukaryota; Fungi; Ascomycota; Eurotiomycetes; Eurotiales; Aspergillaceae
Product: MFS transporter
Exons: 1
Coding region: 1-1395 (464 amino acids)
Biological process (GO): transmembrane transport; intracellular polyamine homeostasis
Molecular function (GO): polyamine transmembrane transporter activity
Source: RefSeq, a predicted model, not a curated record